Anolis sagrei ordinatus is the source of this 1964-nucleotide messenger RNA. The record is from RefSeq and is a predicted model, not a curated record. Lineage: Eukaryota; Metazoa; Chordata; Lepidosauria; Squamata; Anolidae.
GAAUCAGAAGGCGUGGCCAGCAAAGAGAAGGAAGGAGUUCUUUUCCCAAACUGGGGGAAGAGGAGAGCUGGAAGGAAAGAAGGUAACGCGUUGCCUGCAGUGUCGUUACUAGGAACUAGUUCCUUUUGGGAGAAGAUCCAGAUAGAAUAAUAAGCCUCUGCUCAUCCCAGCCUCGAAGAAGGACAAUCGUUGGCUUUGUGUGCUGUUGAAUUCCUCCUCCAACAUGUUGGCAAUCAAAGAGGAACCAGGAGAAGACCUUGACAUCACCCCGGCUGGGAGUAGCAAUGGCGGACCCUGGGGAAUUGCUGGGGAGAAGACCCCCGAGGAGGAUGCUCUUGGUCCUGAUGUACAACCACGGCAAUGCAAAAUAGACCCAGAAGGAGAGGCCACUGAGGUUGAGCCGGACACCAAGCAGGGAGCACCCCUCCGGUGGGUGGUGAAGGAGGAAGGCAGUGGAAGUGCAAUGGUGCUGAGCGAAAACGAAUGGGGCCGACAUCCUCUUCAUCUCUCUUUCUCAGGCAAAGAUGGGCACCUUGAUAUGCAGAAAGGAACCUACACAGGAGAGAAACCGUAUAAAUGCCUGGAAUGUGGAAAAACCUUCACUGAGAGGGCGAGCCUUCGAGCGCACAGAGGAAUACACACAAUCAAAAAAAUAUGUAAAUGUGUGGCAUGUGGGAAGAGCUUCAAUGUGAGAGGAAACAUUGAUAUACAUACAAAAUUCCACACAGGAGAGAUACCAUUUAAAUGUGUGGAGUGUGCAAAGAGCCUUGGUGAGAAAGGGGAAUUUAAUGAGCAGAAAAAAACCCACAUGGGAGAAAAACCGCAUAAAUGCUUGGAGUGUGGAAAGUCCUUCACUGAGAAUUCGAGCCUUACAGUGCACAAAAGAAUCCACACAGGAGAGAAACCAUAUGAAUGCCUGGAGUGUGGAAAGCGCUUCCGUACGAAAUGGAAUCUUAAUGAACACGAAAGAACCCACACGGGAGAAAAACCAUAUAAAUGCUCUGAGUGUGGAAAGACCUUCACAGGGAGUGCAUACCUCAAAGUGCACAGAAGGAUCCACACAGGAGAGAAACCAUAUAAAUGUGUGGAAUGUGGAAAGAGCUUUGUUGAUCGGGGGAGACUUAUUGCGCAUGAAAGAACCCACAUGAAAGAGAAACCAUAUAAAUGCCUGGAGUGCGGAAAGCGCUUCCGUGAGAGAGGAAACCUUGAUGAACAUACAAAGACCCACACAGGAAAGGAACCAUAUAAAUGUGUGGAGUGUGGAAUGUGCUUCAGUGUGAGAGAAAGCCUUCAUGUGCAUGCAAGAACCCACACUGGGGAGACAUCAUACACAUGUGUGGAGUGUGAAAAGAGCUUCAGUACGAGAUGGAAACUUAACGUGCACAAAAGAACCCACACAGGAGAAGAACCGUACAAAUGUGUGGAUUGUGGCAAGGCCUUCACUGCAAGGGCAAGCCUUAAAAUGCACAGAAGAAUCCACACAGGAGAGAAACCAUAUAAAUGCCAGGAGUGUGGAAAGAGCUUCCGUAUGAAAGACUUUCUGACUAAGCAUAAUAGAAUACACACAGGAGAGAAACCAUACAAAUGUGUGGAAUGUGGAAAGGGCUUCAGUGUGAGGUGGAGACUUACUGUGCAUGAAAGGAGACACAGGAAGGAGAAACCCUAUAAAUGCCUGGAGUGCGGAAAGAGCUUUUGCCAGAAAUCAGAUCUUUCGUCCCACCAAAGAAUCCACAUGAAGAAACAAACCUAAAUGUUUGGUGCGUGGAAGGAAUUUCUCCCGAAGGCUUCCAGGCACCAGAUGUAGUUUGGGAAUCAAGAAAGAUCCCCUGUGUAUACAGAUAUGUUUGUUAACAAAAUUAACCCUGAAACCCUGGGUAGACUUACUCAUUGAACAAUGUGAGUACUGUACCUUAACCCUUGUAAAAAUGGAAUCAUUCCCCUUUAGGCCUGUUUGAUUAAAAAAA